Molecule: messenger RNA, 2306 nt
Organism: Amyelois transitella
Lineage: Eukaryota; Metazoa; Arthropoda; Insecta; Lepidoptera; Pyralidae
Product: protein shisa-5
Exons: 5
Coding region: 197-790 (197 amino acids)
Source: RefSeq, a predicted model, not a curated record
UUGACAACCGCUUCGUAAGCCAACUAAAAACGUAAUGCGAUGAACCAGUUUAUGUGGAUUUCCCAGUAUUUAUCUAUCAAUGAUGAUUCAUUCUUGUAAGAUCAAGUGAUGAUAUUAAUAUUUACUGGCUUUUAAUUUAGUUCUCAUCGCGCAUUCGUUUCAUAGUUGUGUGUAAGGUGUAAAAAAACAGUGAAAAAUGGGUUUCUUUGAUCACGACGAUGAUGAUGAUUUUAGAAAAAUCAGCAAACACUUUCACAACCAUAGCCACGAGGAUUUCGAAGACAACACCAUGGAGAUAGUGGGGAGCGUGAUCGGGUGCAUAGCAUUCGCUCUGGUCGUCAUAUGCCUCAUCAAGUGCUGCUGCAGGAGGAACAGGGGUCAGGUGUUGCAGCCGGCCCCCUCGAUCCCCCCCGUGCCCCCCGGGCCUAACAAUGUGGUUCAGAUAGUACAGCGGACCUACGUACCUGUUCACCCCGGGGCAGCGCCCCCAGGCCAACACACGACAGUAGUUGUGCCGGCCACCCCAGCGCCUUACCCACAGCAGACGUACCCCCCGGCGCCGUACCCACAAACAACCCCGUACCCUCACCCCGCGCCGUACCCGCAGCAGGCGCCGUACCCGCAGCAGUCGCCGUACCCACACGGCAUGCCGCAGCCGCACACGUCGCCGUAUCCGCCCAACGCGCCCGAUGCCAGCGCGCUCCCACCAACAUACGAACAGGUCAUGGGCCCAGCUGAUUCGACGCCCCACGCCAAACAACCUCCUUACAAUCCGUAUCUUUCACAUUAAGCGACUAAUCGCUGCGAUGAAUCGCCACGACAAAUCGCACGUACCGCGAUCAUGAUGCGAUGAUCAUGUGCAUUUUGUUUAUUUGUGAUUACAAUUGUUACGAAUUAUUGAUUCGAUUAAUCGUACAAUAUUUUAUUAUUAGACGUUAUAUGUCGAGUACUCUUAGUUAUUUAAGAAAUUUAACGACUUUUUCGAUGCGACAAAGCGCAGUUGCAGCCGAUCGGCGGAUCUCUGCGACCAGUCUUAUUAUAAACACGGUACUUCGUUCAUGAGCAGUAAAAUGGUUAGCGCGAUUAAUUACAAUGUCGACUAAUUAAUCACACCGACUUGCAAAAGUCGCACAUAAAAAUUGGUAAAACCUAUGAAAAUAUCCAAAUAAUUUCAAUUAAGUAUUUAAGUGAAUUUAUUUAAAAAAAAAAAAAAAAAAACAUUGCGAAUUCAAUUUCAUCCAAGAAAUGUUGAUACACAUCUAAAUUACAAUGGCGGAGGUCAACUAUUACUGGUUUUUGUUUCUUUUUUAAAUUUGGAACAAUUAAUUAAUUUUCUUUUUAUUUUGAACCGAGUGUAGAUAACACGUAAUUUUUUUUUUACAAAUAAAGUAAAAUUUAUUUUUAAAAUGUAUUAAAUAAUGUUUUCUUUAUAAACUGCUCUGGUAUUUGCAGCCAGUUACGCUUCAGUGAAAUUUAGAUUGUAUUUCUAAGGAAAUAAAACAAAUAUAUUCUAUUGUUGUAAUGAAUAAUAACUAAGUUUUAUAUUUUUACCAUCAGUCACGGUUUCGAUCGGUAUUAAAAAAAAACUCCACGUAAUCCUCCAAUUACAAUGACGUUAUGGCUAGAAAUCAUAAUCAAAGUAAAAAAAAAAUAGGCUGAUUAGAAGUGAAUAUGUUUGAUAUUAUUUAAGUCUUUUGGUUUUUUUUAUCCUCAUAAUCUAAAAAAUUUCAAAAUGUAAAAAUACACUUAUAUUCAAGUAGAAACUAGCCAUCUUUAUUAUGAGAUAAUAUGCGUUUAAAAUAUAUGUACCUACCUAAAUCUCAACUUUUUUUUGAUUAUAUUAGAAAAAAAUAUUAAACUAUUAAAAAGUUAUAGUAACUACCUAUGAAAAAAUAAUAACACGGGUAGAGAUUAGUCAAAAUUACAAAUAUGUUUUUAACGAAUUUAUUUCUCAGCAGGGAUUUUUUGUAAAUUAUAUGAAUGUUUCUUAUGAUUUGAGAUAAUUUGUCUGUAGUAAGUAAAAAUCUUUUAGUUUUGUAUAUCUUUUUUCAUUACGUAAGAGAAAUAUUUUAUAUUCUUAGCUAUUAAGCUCUGAAUAGGUACACUUGUGUAACGAAGCAGUAACCUAUAUUUUUUUUCAUUUAUGUAUAAGGAGAUAAUAAAGAAAGAAUGUUAUGUUCAUUUUCUGAUAUUUUCAAAUUGGUUGUUUCGACGUACAGACCACAUUUAAAAAAAAUAUGAUUAAAAAAAUAUAGAUACCAAUUGAAAGUUAAAAAUUUAAAUUUAGUUUAAAGAUAUGAUUAAAC